Balaenoptera acutorostrata (minke whale) is the source of this 3073-nucleotide messenger RNA. RefSeq names its product homeobox A9 (gene HOXA9). The transcript has 2 exons. Gene Ontology annotation, biological process: regulation of transcription by RNA polymerase II; anterior/posterior pattern specification; embryonic skeletal system morphogenesis. Gene Ontology annotation, molecular function: DNA-binding transcription factor activity, RNA polymerase II-specific; RNA polymerase II cis-regulatory region sequence-specific DNA binding. Gene Ontology annotation, cellular component: nucleus. NCBI's taxonomy places the organism in Eukaryota, Metazoa, Chordata, Mammalia, Artiodactyla, Balaenopteridae. Bases 1117 to 1935 code for a protein of 272 amino acids. The record is from RefSeq and is a predicted model, not a curated record.
GGCCGCCUGCUGCGUCCGCCGGGGGCGGGGGAUAGUGAUUCCGGGCUGACCACGAGCAGGGCGCGCUGGGCUCGCGUGUGCGCGGGGUUGGGGCCGAGCGCGCGUCACAACCAGGUCCGCAAGCCCAUCGCCUCAGGGACGGCUGGCCGCUCCCUUUCUGGCCGCUCCUCGGUCGGGCCCUCGCUGGAGGCUCAGCGGCGAAUUUGGUAGCUGUCCGGGCGCCCUGCGCUCCAGUCGGGCAGAUUCCGGGGGCCCACAAUAGGUGCCGCCCUCUCGGCGGCCCGUCCCUGCCCAGCGCCCUCCGACAGGGGCGGUGCUGGCUCAGUUUGGGACGGAUACUGCGUUGAAUUUGACUUUUCUCGACCGGCCCCGGGUAAACUCGCAUCUCCUGGGACCACAAGGAUUAUUUACAGGGAGCUCGCCAACCAAACACAACAGUCUAAUUUAACCUUUCCAAGUCCUCGUAAAUUUUUACAGCUGGGAGCCACGACGAGUCAAACGGAUCUGUUGGUCGUUCCCAACUUCCCACCAGCCUGUGUGGCUUCUGAAACAAUAACUCCUUAUGAAAUAUCAUAAAUAUAGAUUUAAAUACAGUAGAGCGAGAAUGCGAUUUGGCUGCCUUUUUAUGGCUUCAAUUAUUGUCUAAUUUUAUGUGAGGGGCUCCGCCGGCCGCACUUGCACGCGGGACCCGCGCCUUGCUGAUGGCGUGAUUAAUUGUGAUGUAAAAUAGUCCGCUUAAGAAGUGUAUGUCUGGUGGUGGCGGUGGGAGGGGAAGAGAGUACAGCGGCAAGGCCAAAUUUGAUCUUUUAAUCUUCGUUGGCCACAAUUAAAACAAACCCGAUCGUGGAGCGCUGCGAUCCCUUUGCAUAAAAACAUAUGGCUUUUGCUAUAAAAAUUACGACUGCAAAACACUGGGCCAUUAAUAGCGUGCGGAGUGAUUUACGCGUUAUUGUUCUGCCGGGCGGGCACGUGACGCGCGCGGCCAAUGGGGGCGCGGGCGCCGGCAACUUAUUAGGUGGCUGUACUUCCCCCUGGUGCCACCAAGUUGUUACAUGAAAUCUGCAGUUUCAUAAUUUCCGCGGGUCGGGCCGGGCCGGCCGGGCGCGGGGCACGGCGAUGGCCACCACCGGGGCCCUAGGCAACUACUACGUGGACUCAUUCCUGCUGGGCGCAGAUGCCGCGGAUGAGCUGGGCGCGGGCCGCUACGCGCCGGGAGCCCUGGGCCAGCCCCCCCGGCAGGCCGCGGCGCUGGCGGAGCACCCCGAUUUCAGCCCGUGCAGCUUCCAGUCCAAGGCGGCGGUGUUUGGCGCCUCGUGGAACCCGGUGCACGCGGCGGGCGCCAAUGCGGUGCCCGCGGCAGUGUAUCACCACCAUCACCACCACCCUUACGUGCACCCCCAGGCGCCCGUGGCGGCGGCGGCGCCGGACGGCAGGUACAUGCGCUCCUGGCUGGAGCCCACGCCCGGCGCGCUCUCCUUCGCGGGCUUGCCCUCCAGCCGGCCUUAUGGCAUUAAACCUGAACCGCUGUCGGCCAGAAGGGGUGACUGUCCCACGCUUGACACUCACACUUUGUCCCUGACUGACUAUGCUUGUGGUUCUCCUCCAGUUGAUAGAGAAAAACAGCCCAGCGAAGGCGCCUUCUCCGAAAACAAUCCUGAGAAUGAGAGCGGCGGAGACAAGCCCCCCAUCGAUCCCAGUAACCCGGCUGCCAACUGGCUCCACGCUCGCUCCACGCGGAAGAAGCGCUGCCCCUAUACAAAACACCAAACGCUGGAACUGGAGAAAGAAUUUCUGUUCAAUAUGUACCUCACCAGGGACCGCAGGUACGAGGUAGCACGACUGCUCAACCUCACCGAGAGGCAGGUCAAGAUCUGGUUCCAGAACCGCAGGAUGAAAAUGAAGAAAAUCAACAAGGACCGAGCAAAAGACGAGUGAUGUGACUCAAGUUAAUUUGAAAAGAGAGCGAGCUAGAGAGAGAGAACUGCCCGUCCCCUUCUCCUAACCCCCACCCCACCCCGGCCUCCACCACCCCGCAGAAAGCGGCUCUAAACUCCAGGCCUCAUCUCCCCCUGGCAAACCCUGCUCAGGCUGGUUCCUUGGCCUGCCGCUUUGAUGGAGGAGGUAUUGUAAGCUUUCCAUUUUCUAUAAGACAGAAAAAAGUGGGGGGCAUUAGCGCUGAUGGCUGUAUGUGCUAGCUUGUAUAUAUUUUUUAAAAAUCUACCUGUUCCUGACUUAAAACAAAUAAACAAACAAAAAAAACUACCUUUUUAUAAUGCACAAGUGUUGACGGCGGGCUGUAUAGUGUUUAGUCUGUGUAGUUAAUUUAAUUUGCUUUUUGUGCGGCAGAGCGAUCUGCCCAGAUACUUGAACACUGUGUUUUAUUGUGGUAAUUAUGUUUUGUGACUCAAACUUCUGUGAUGGGUGAUGCACCCGUUGUGAUUGUGAAAGCUAGAAUUCGAUUUGAACUCAGGUUGUUUAUGAGGGGAGAAAGCAUUGCAUAGGGGUAUAGCUCUGUAGUGGAAUAUGUCUUCUGUAUAACUAGGCUGUUAACCUUUGAUUGUAAACUAGCUGUAAGGAUUUCCCAGUGAAAUAAAAUUUUAAAAAAAGAAAAGAAAGGGUUCUCCUGGACGCAUAGAUUCAUGGUUUUCUCCAUUUUUGAAAUGCGGACAUUUUAGUCUCUACAUGCUCUAUAGACCUGUCUUGUCCAUUGUGUAUAUAUAAUCCACAUAUUAAAGAAAAAGUAAUCAAACAAGUUUGAAUAUUGUUUUUGCACCAAACAGUGAGGAAACUUGGAGCUAUACGUAUGUGCAGAAGGUUACUACCUAUGGUUUACGUUUAAUUUUAAUUGGGGGAAAAUGAAUGCUUAUUGUAAUGGAGUUAAUUUUAUUGAUAAUAAAUUAUACACUAUGAAACCGCCAUUGGGCUACCGUAGAUUUGUAUCCUUGAUGAAUCUGGGGUUUCCAUCAGGCUGAACGUACACUGUAUAUUUUGCAAUAGUUACCUCAAGGCCUACUGACCAAAUUGUGUUGAAAUAUUUAACUUUUUGCCAAAUAAAAUAUUGAUUCUUUUCUAA